AUGAGUGAAGAACAACCACAAAUUAUGACUUGGGUUCGGGCAUUAUUAAAAGAUAAAGGAAUUGAAGAAUAUCAAGACCCAGUUGCUGACAUGGGACUAGAAUUUCUAACACGAUAUUUGAGUGAAUUAAUUGGUGAUAUUAUAAUAUUUUCUGAACAUGCUCAAAAUGUACAACCAACAUUAAAUGAUGUUAAGAUGGCAAUUAAAAUGAGACAUAGAACAACUACUUCUACAUCUAAAGAUCAACUUAGAGAACGAGUUAAUGCAUGUAAUACAGCUAAAUUACCAAGAAAUUUUGUUGCAUCAGUUGAAUUACCAAAACCACAAGAUGAUAAUUAUACAUUAUUACAAAGAAAUUAUAGAGUUAAAACAAAUGAUGAUUUUGAUGAUGAAGAUGAAGAAAUAGAUAAGAAUAUUAAUACUGAAUUACCAGUAUUACCUCCUUCAAUGUAA
Messenger RNA from Entamoeba dispar SAW760, 453 nucleotides. RefSeq lists its product as uncharacterized. The record is from RefSeq and is a predicted model, not a curated record. The coding region runs from base 1 to 453 and encodes 150 amino acids. Gene Ontology annotation, biological process: DNA-templated transcription initiation; RNA polymerase II preinitiation complex assembly. Gene Ontology annotation, molecular function: transcription coactivator activity; RNA polymerase II general transcription initiation factor activity; protein heterodimerization activity. NCBI's taxonomy places the organism in Eukaryota, Evosea, Mastigamoebida, Endamoebidae. The transcript is spliced from 3 exons. Gene Ontology annotation, cellular component: transcription factor TFIID complex; SAGA complex.